Molecule: messenger RNA, 1257 nt
Organism: Brassica napus (rape)
Lineage: Eukaryota; Viridiplantae; Streptophyta; Magnoliopsida; Brassicales; Brassicaceae
Exons: 1
Coding region: 1-1257 (418 amino acids)
Source: RefSeq, a predicted model, not a curated record
AUGGAGUUUAAGACGUCCCCUACCUUUGAAAGUAUUGGAGAUGCGCUUGGACGAACGGUCUCUGUGGACUUGGAUAAUUCUAGAGUCCAAGUGGUGGUGGAUGCCUUCCAACAAUUAUGUUUCGAGACCACAGUGGAUUUUAAAGGUGGAGAGUUUUAUGAGGGUGAGGAAGUUGCGAUAUCCUUGAGGUAUGAGAAGCUCUUUGGAUUCUGUCCAAUUUGUUCAAGCUUGUGCCAUAAGGAGGAGAAGUGCCCCCUUGCUAAGCCGGAGGUGAAGAUGAGUCCUGCGAGAAAGAGGGAGACGGGUGAGGGUAAUGGUGGAUGGUUUGAAGUCGGGAAGCAUGAUGAUAGAGCUAGGAGUUACAAAGGAGUGGUUAUUAAUGGAAAUCAGGGCCAUCAGCAUAGAGAGAGAGAUAACAGGGAUUACUAUGGAAAAGGAAAAGGCAAGGUUGUCGAAGAGAAUGAUUCUAAAUGGGUGAAGGUGGCCGAGAAAGGGAAUAAAGGAGCAUUUCACAAUCGUGGAAACUAUAGAGGAGAUGGCGAUGGUUCUCGUCAGAGGAGUUCACGAAGAGAAGAAUCAAGGAUGACUGGUCAAGAUGGACGCUCGAAGGCGGCUGUAGGACACACAGGAGAUCAACGGUCUCAGCGUGGCUCACGUGUAGAGGCACAGGAGGAGGGUGCGAUAACGAAUGCUGAGGGGACUGAUAAGCAUUUACCUUCCCAAAAUUUUCAAGAGGAAUUGGCUCGAACUCAAGCGGCAGGAACAGAGGUUGUUUCAGACCCUAUGGAUGUGGAAAAUGGGCUCCAAGUGGUUCAGAGUUUGGUAGAAAACACUACUGCUCUGGAAGAGGACAGGGUAAUGGAUAUGGAUGAGAUAAAAGCGGUUUUUCUUGAGCAUGGUAUCGACAUGGAUGCAGCAGAUGAUCUUCAGGAUGGUUCUGAUGGGGAAUUUGAGAAAGCAGUAUUGGAGUUAGAAAAACAGAAUGGUGAAAAUGUUCACGUAGAGGAAGAAUUGGCCACUGGUGACGAGGAGAAACUGGCGGAGGAUGGAGAACUGGCGAAGAGACAAGGGACUCAUAAGAGGCUGUUCGAGACAACGAUAGGCACAGCUGCAAGCACUAAGCUGAGGAGUGCAAGUGCGAUGGUGUCUCCACGUAAACGAGGUGCAAGCAAACCAGGAGCACGCCAUGGAGAAAUGGGUAAGCAAAUGGAGAUUAAGGGUACCUCAAACCCUAAGACGGGACCUCAGAAACCGUGA